AUUACGGUAGUAUACCGUGGCAAUUAACUACAACGUAAAAAAAAUAGCUGGAAUUAACAUGGAUACAAUUAGAAGAAAGCUCCAAGAGUUUACUGAUAAAAUUGAAAGUAAAGAUGGAGAAAUAAACGAUUGGCAAACUCAAUUGGAAGAAAAGAAAAAUUCGCUGCGAGAGGUUGAAGCAAAAGCGAAAGCAUCAGAGGAAAAAUGCAAUUUAAAAGAGGCAGAACUGAGAAAAUUGGAAAUCUCUCUCCGAGAAGCUAAAGCUAAAGAAGCUACAGUAACUAAAUAUGGAAAUGAAGAAACAGAAAAACGACUGUCGACAAAUUCACAGGGAGGAAUUGUGCAUCCAAAAUUGCAAGAAUUGAACAAAAUAAUUGCUGCCCUGACGGAAGAACUUACUUAUCAGAGGCCCGAUUUAGGAAGAAGGAUAAUUGUACUGAAAAGAGACAAGGAUGAGCUCGAAAAGCAAGUGAAGAAGUGGAAAAAUAGAGUGGAUACUUUAGAACAAACAGUGAAAAUGAUCAAGGACAAAGUAACUUCCAUGGAAAAACUUGCAAUACUUGAAAAAUUUACCGAAGACCAGAAUACUUUAUUGGAGGAGGAGAUGAUGUUCUUGGAAGGAGAAGUGAAAGAGUUGGACCUACAUUACAACAUGAUAAAGAGACAAAAUGGUGUUCGAGAACUUGAUAUUAAGGAAAAGGGGGCGGAACUUCAAUCCUGGAUUGCUAAACAAGAGGCGCUUGUGAAGGAAAUGGAAGAAAUGGAUAGUGCAAGUGAUGAUGAUUGAAGCACAACGGAAUCAAGCAGUGUCUAAAUAUACUUCUUUGGGUCAAACUACAGGGUGAUCGCUAGAAAAACAGAAAGUUUGUCAAACAGCUAUUCAUUUUUACAAAUGAUGAUUUGAAAACGAACUUGGUAAAGGCUUGGAACAAUAUUCCACAAGUUAACCUUCGAAAAGUCACACGAGCUUUGACUUGUAGUCUAUGACACAGCUCUGAAGUGCACGGAUAGCAUUUUGAGUAUCUAUGAUUGUAAUAUAACAUACACCUUUAAAAAAACUUUGUAAAAACAAAUAACCGUUUGACAAAUGUUCUCUUUUUCUAGCGAUCACCCUGUAUUUUUAUUAAAACGAACAUCAUUUUCUGAAUAUAGUAUAAUCAAAUAUCAUCUGUUGUAUAUUCAUUCGGUAAAUUUAAAUGUUACUAAUCAUUAGUAAAAAAUGCGCAAGAUAAUAUUUGUCCAGAAUUUUUUUUAAAAAGCUUUGUCAGGAGUUCGUCCAGUUUUGUCAAUUUAUUACGUUCUGUGAAAAUGCAAAUUUUACGUUCGAUAUCGUGAAUGGUUUAAUGCUGAUUUUAUUUGGUCACAAACUUUAAUCCCUAUGAAAUUCCUUGGUAGUAGAUAGAUUCCACUCAACCGAUUUUUGAAAUGCAAUAAAGAUGUCAUUCACAACAUUUUUUUAAAAUA
Molecule: messenger RNA, 1464 nt
Organism: Styela clava
Lineage: Eukaryota; Metazoa; Chordata; Ascidiacea; Stolidobranchia; Styelidae
Source: RefSeq, a predicted model, not a curated record